GAAAAACCCACAAAAACUCCAUUCAAUCAGCCGGCCCGGACGGGCAAACAACACCUUCCUAUUACGGCAUGACUUCGAGGCUGGACCGGCUCCUCCUUCUGCUUGACACCGGCUCUUCUACCUCAGUGAGGACUACUGCUGCAAAGCAGCUGGCUCAAUUGGCCGCCAAGAGUGUUACUGGUGAUGUGGCUAUAGAGGAAGAAAUCAAGACAAACCGCCAGCAUGUAUCACUCGGAGAUCCAGCAUCGUGGUCCGAGUUAAUGUCAGUGGUUGCUCGGAUCAUCCCAUUUCUUCAUUCAAAGUCAUUUGACACUCGAACGGCCGCUUCUGUUGCUCUUUCUCAUAUCUUUUCUCUAACACCUCUCUGGAGACCAUAUAACGAUGAAAGUCAAUCCAAACCAGUGAUUGAUACUCAGUUGUCUCUCCCCGCACCGGAAUAUCCGAAUUUCUCUGUGAAGGAGCUUAUCCUGCAGGGAAAGCUUCUACUUGCUUCCUCCGGCAAAGAGUUUCAAAGGCCGACUGGUAUCCUGUCCAGUGCCGCGGAGGUCAAAAAAGCUCGUAAAGAAGCAAUGGGUCGUCUCGGUCUCGAGUUCCUUGACAAUGAAUUGACCUCGGAAAUAGACCAUGAAGGCGACGUCGAGAUGGAGGUGCCUCCGAUGGCUGCGAGCGACCUUCUAUCGCCUACUGUUCCUUCCAUGGACGUUUCUGCACCUUCGCCAAACGCAGUGACUCAGGAGUCGGAUUCGCGUAGUGGAUCAAUGACACCAGCGGAUCCUUCCCCAACGUCUGCAUCUUGUCCUGACGUUGAGAUGUCUACAUUGUCAGCUCGUGAACGCAAUCGUUUAAAACGGAAGCGAAAACCUGGAAACACUGCGUUUGUGACUGCUCCACCGCCUCAAAGUGCCGGCGCUAAAUAUGCACCUGCUUCGAGUGUUGGAGGGUCAUCUAAUAAAGCUCGCCUGGUAGCCGCAGAAGAUAAGCCAAAUGCAGCGUCUCGUCUUGGCAGUCCCGCCGUUCAGAAUGGCUCGUCCCCAGACAAAGUCGGAGGUGCCGUCUCUCCUAAAGAAGUCAAACAAUCUAAGGCACUUGAAGUACGGCCUGGGUAUUGGAUUUGGGACGGAGUGGUGAAGGUCCUUGAGGUAAAUCUCUUCAGCGACGCCUGGGAAGUCCGACAUGGUGCCGCCAUGGCUUUGCGGGAGCUUCUCAAGAUACAAGGAAAAUAUGGCGGCAUGCAAGCCGAAGCCACUUGGGAGGAAAAUGAAGUUGCUCAUGAAAAGUGGUGUAACGCUUUAUCUGCGAAGUUCCUUUGCGUAUUCGUACUGGACCGAUUUGGCGAUUUCGUCUCUGACCAAGUGAUUGCGCCAGUCAGAGAAACGGUCUCUCAAACUCUCGCAUCGCUCCUGAUACACAUGCCCCGACGUUCGGUCCUGCACGUCCAUUCAAUUCUUCUGCAGAUGAUCCAGCAAACAUUCACUAUACCUGCAUCCGUUGGUAGCAGUAGUAGGUCAAGAUCCAAGGCUGCUACUGAACAGAGAACGCACAUAUGGGAAGUUCGGCACGCAGGUUUGCUGGGGAUCAAGUAUGAAGUUGCAGUGCGCAGCGAUUUGUUCAGCACUACCCCUGUGAAACAGGAAGAUAGCGAGUUCGACGACACCGGUAAAGAGAUACUUCGUGGCGUGGUAGCAGCGGCCUUACUGGGCCUGAGUGACCGUGACGAUGAUGUUCGUUCAGUAGCGGCGACCUGUCUUUCUCCGGUGGCUGGACAUCUUGUGGAACAUUUGCCGGAGUCCUUGGAUCAGGUAUUGCUUGUCCUAUGGCAAUGCCUGAGCGACAUGAAAGACGAUUUGAGCUCCAGCGUUGGUGCCGUUAUGGACCUCCUAGGAAAGCUGGUUGUUUACAACAAAGUCAUUGCUCUUCUCGCAAAUGACAGUUUUGGACUUCCGCUUACUAAAUUAGCACCUGCUCUCUUUCCUUUCUUUCGGCAUACCAUCGUCAACGUUCGUCUCGCCGUUGUAGAAACGCUGUAUUCCUUUAUGACGGUGCCUUCUCUUCCUCGCGAUUGGAUCGACGUACCAUUCCUACGCCUUCUGUUUCAAAAUCUCGUUGUCGAAGAACGUACCGACAUUCGUGAAGCUACCUUGAAAACGUGGCGACUUACCCUGUCCGUUCUCACCUCUGCGGAUCCGGAACAGAUGGAACAGAUGGUGACACCGGCGAUUCUGUUAGAGUGGUAUUCUAUUAUAAUGACACCCAUCGGAGUUCCCAUUGAUCCAACACUGUUCUACCGAACUACGGAACCGACAGACGGGGAAAAUCUGCCCGAAAGACACAACGUUGACAAGAACAUGCUUUCGCAGGAAUUAGGAUUGGUGUCUGUUGAAACUACUCUGAAAGCUCGAAUUGCGGCAGCCACGGCAUCGGCCCAGUUGGUUGCCUUUUGGCCCAAGGAUAUGUCAACGACAGAGGCCUUAUUUGGUCCCAUUCUCCUGCAUUAUGUCGAUUCCACCAGCAUGGUCCAGAAAUUCCUUACCGCGGUCAUUGCAGAAGAGUGGGCUCACGAGUACGACUCCAAGUUCCCUGCGUCUGGUUCAUCCUUGCACGAAGCUUCCCAAUUGGCCAAAGAGCUUAGCGCAAAAACUCUGGCAUGGCUUCAAGGCAACCCUCCAGCUGCAUACCACGAGAUGAUUGUCAUGCUCGCUCGAUUGCACACCGAAUGUAUUGCGCUUCUCCACGCCUUCAAUCAAGAUUGCAAACUUCCCGCAUCGUCCAUACCCUCUCUUGGAACUGAGAUUGAUAUCACUGGCAAGAUACCAGACUGCUUCACAAUCGAAACUGCUCAAGCUGCGUGCGGUCCGAUGUUCACGCGGCUCAAGGACAGUCUCGGAAGGACGAAGAAGCGUGAACUGAAUGUCAUAGGGGAGAAGCGAAACGGCAUUCUCGCCAGCAUCGACCGAUAUAUUGAAGUCAAGGCACAACACGACACUCGAGUCUCCGCUGCCUUUGCUGCCGCCUUUGUGGCCUUCAAGAGUAUGCCCGACAAGGUCAGCCCAGUCGUUAAGGGUAUCAUGAACGGAAUCAAGAACGAAGAGAAUGUCGACUUGCAAACUCGUUCGGCAGUAGCCGUUGCCUCUUUCAUUGAGUUUUGCGUGAAACAUCAAAUUGCGCAGCCUCCGGACAAAAUCGUCAAAAAUUUGUGCACUUUUCUUUGCCAAGAUACAGCUCAGACUCCUGCAUUCGCUUUCACGCGGAAGCUCACCAAUGACCCCAUAGUAGCGAAGAAUGGCAAAGGUAGCACGAAGAAUAAACCUAAUGGCGCACCAUCCGCUGAGGAUCCCAGAGCACAGUUGUCUCGACGAGGCGCUCGGCUGGCGUUUGAUCAACUAUCCAAGAAAUUCGGAAACAAAUUAUUGGUCGUGAUUCCUAACAUGUGGCAAUCGAUGGCCGGUGGACUUCUGAGUGCGUUCAAAGCAGAUAUCAUCGAUUCAUUAAGUGUGUUGGAAGCAAUCGUGCCGGCACUACACGAAGACAUCUGGCCUCGGUUAACGGAACUAUUCCCCAAGAUACUUUUGGCUCUACGUAGCCGGUUCGCUAUUAUUCGCCAAACGAGCGCCAAGUGUUUUGCGACUAUCUGCGACGUGAUGACGCCCGAGGCCAUGCGAUAUGUCAUUGAAAACGUCGUUCCGUUGUUGGGUAAUAGACAAGGUGCCACAGAAUUGAUAUUUCAUAUCGUCCGAAAACUUGAUAUCAAGGCCUUGCCCUAUGUCAUAUUCUUAGUCGUUCCUAUACUAGGUCGAAUGAGUGACUCUGAUAAUGAUGUUCGAUCGACAGCAACGAAUACGUUUGCUUCUCUCGUCAAGAUGGUACCGUUGGAGGCUGGACUACCCGAUCCUCCUGGUUUCCCUGAAGUUCUGCUGAAGCGUCGUGAUGAUGAGCGACAGUUCUUGACUCAAUUGCUCGACGGCAGUAAAGUUGAGCAGUAUGACGUCCCUGUUUCCAUCAAUGCCGAGCUCCGGAAAUAUCAGCAAGACGGUGUCAAUUGGCUGGCCUUCCUUGCGAAAUAUCAGUUGCACGGAAUAUUAUGUGAUGAUAUGGGUCUGGGCAAAACUCUGCAAUCGAUAUGUAUCCUAGCCAGCAAGCACUUCGAGCGUGCUGAAAAGUACGCAGCCACCAAAGCUCCCGACUGUGUCCCUCUUCCAUCUCUCGUCAUCUGCCCCCCAACCCUCACCGGCCAUUGGUACUACGAGAUCCUCAAGUAUGCCGACCAGAUGCGACCAUUGUGCCGCAACGACAUAUCGAAUUUAGAGGGUUUGAAUUGGUUGUACUGUAUACUCGAUGAAGGCCACGUAAUCAAGAAUGCAAAGACGAAGCUCACCAAAGCUGUUAAAUCCAUUCGAGCGCAGCAUCGCCUUAUCUUAUCCGGUACUCCCAUUCAAAACAACGUUCUAGAGCUGUGGAGUCUGUUUGACUUCUUGAUGCCUGGAUUUUUGGGAACCGAAGCAUCGUUCAACGAAAGAUUUGGGAAACCCAUAUUGUCGAACCGAGAUGGCAAGGCAAAGACUGGUGAAGCCGCUGCUCUUGCUCUGGAGGCUCUGCACAAACAAGUAUUACCGUUCUUGUUGCGUAGACUGAAAGAGGAUGUUCUGAAUGAUUUGCCGCCGAAAAUCAUUCAGGAUUACUACUGUGAACUUUCGGACCUACAGAAGCAUCUCUACGACGAUUUCUCCCAGUCUCAGGCUCGACACAACGCCCAAGAUGCUAUUCAAGCCGCCGAUUCAGCUAAAGAAAACAAGGGGCAGCAGCAUGUUUUCCAAUCGCUUCAAUAUCUGCGAAAACUUUGCAAUCAUCCUGCUCUUGUUCUCAAGGAUGCUGCGGCAGUUACUGAUGCUCUCGCGAAAGUCAAUAGUCAGACAAAGACGCUCGAGGACAUACAGCACGCACCCAAACUUCUCGCUUUACGACAACUUUUGACCGAUUGCGGCAUCGGUGGUGGCGCAGCAAACACUGUUACAGCAGAUCAAGGGAAGAGUGAACUCAUCGACGCCGUUUCCGAUGCUGGUGCCAGCACAUUCUCGCAGCACCGUGUUCUCAUCUUCUGCCAGAUGAAGCAGAUGCUUGACAUUAUCGAGACGGACCUCUUCAAACAGCAUAUGCCAUCCGUCACGUACAUGCGCUUGGAUGGUGGGACGGAUCCAGGCAAGCGUCACGCAAUCGUACAGACGUUCAAUUCCGAUCCCAGUAUCGACUGUCUCUUAUUGACCACUCAUGUUGGAGGUCUCGGAUUGACACUUACUGGUGCCGAUACUGUGAUAUUCGUGGAGCAUGAUUGGAACCCCAUGAAGGAUCUUCAGGCCAUGGACAGAGCCCAUCGAAUCGGACAGAAGAAGAUUGUGAAUGUAUACCGUCUGAUUACCAAGGGAACCUUGGAAGAAAAGAUCAUGGGGCUUCAACGAUUCAAACUUAACAUCGCGAACUCUGUCGUCACACAGCAGAAUUCCGGUCUACCUUCCAUGGAUACUGAUCUGGUACUGGAUCUCUUCCGGCGGACCACCCAGGAAGAAGACGCCGCUGCAAAAAAGAAAGCGAAAGAAGCUUCAGGCCCUGUCAGCCAGAAGAAUAUUCUCAAUGGCCUGGAGGAUUUGCCACCGGAGGAAGAGUAUCAGGGCCUGGAUCUUUCAACCUUCAUGGAUUCUAUCGGAAGAUAAAUUUCUUGGGCGUAAAACAUUGUCGUGCAUAUUAUUAUUAUUCUUUUCGUCUUGCAAUGUGUUUGUUUCUCCGGCUGAUACUAAUAGUAGACAGUAGUUGCCCAUUCAAUGUACACUGUAUCCAUAAAUUCAUUAUUUCUGUGCCCUUCACGUCGCACUACGUAGACCCUGGAUUGAUUGGCCAUCUUCGGAACCAGGCGGAUCCCGGCCCGAUUCCGC
This is a messenger RNA of Desarmillaria tabescens, 5921 nucleotides long. Its product is annotated as SNF2 superfamily chromatin remodeling protein. The record is from RefSeq and is a predicted model, not a curated record. NCBI's taxonomy places the organism in Eukaryota, Fungi, Basidiomycota, Agaricomycetes, Agaricales, Physalacriaceae. The transcript is spliced from 22 exons. Bases 69 to 5702 code for a protein of 1877 amino acids. Gene Ontology annotation, molecular function: TBP-class protein binding; DNA binding; ATP hydrolysis activity.